Alosa sapidissima (American shad) is the source of this 3749-nucleotide messenger RNA. It is a transcript of the gene pak4, whose product is annotated as p21 protein (Cdc42/Rac)-activated kinase 4. The transcript is spliced from 10 exons. The record is from RefSeq and is a predicted model, not a curated record. Gene Ontology annotation, biological process: protein phosphorylation. Gene Ontology annotation, molecular function: ATP binding; protein serine/threonine kinase activity. Bases 297 to 2288 code for a protein of 663 amino acids. NCBI's taxonomy places the organism in Eukaryota, Metazoa, Chordata, Actinopteri, Clupeiformes, Clupeidae.
AGCGUGCACGCGCUCAUGGGGGUCACGAGAGUGGACAGGGGUGUUUUUUAGAGUUCAAAAAGUUUCCCGGAUGUCUGAAACUGCUCCCACAACUCCGACAGUCUCCUUUAAUAUGGCGGUGAAAAGUGAAAAAACAUACGGAUGAGAGGUGGCUAGCUAAUGUAAAUGAAGUUACGGUAACCAGGCUUUUAUCAUUCUCUCUGUAAGGAAGAAACUUACAAGAGUUCGGGAAAACGGACAUAUCGGCGAAUGACCAAAUAAAAUUUAAAGUACAGGUGUGAUGCCCUGAUGCCACCAUGUUUACCAAGAAAAAGAAACAGCGAAUCCAAAUUUCUGCCCCUUCCAACUUUGAGCACCGCGUGCACACUGACUUCGAUGAGCACGAGCAGAAGUUUGUGGGGCUCCCACGUCAGUGGCAGAGUCUGAUCGAGGACACGGCUAAGCGGCCCAAACCCUUCAUCGAUGCCACGGUCAUCACUACAGUCGAGCCGCGCAAGACCAUUGUGCGUGGCACAAACAUGGGAGUGGACGGCUCCCUCACCUGGCUGCUGGACGAGUUUGAGACCAUGUCGGUCAUACGGUCCAACUCCUUGAGGUACAGCAACCCCGCCAUGCAGUCUGGCCAGGACUUGGGCCCAAUCCAUGGCCAUCAAGAGAAUGGAGAGCAGCCACCUCGAUACUACGCACAUGGCGAUGGCCACACGGAGGGUUCUGAAAGGACGAGACCUCCACAAAAGCAACCAGCUCCAAACAGUCGUCAUUCGCGCAGCCCGCACGAGGAAAGCCGCUCCCACCCACAACCUCGGGGUCAGGAGCCAAGCAAGGAGCGACCCCCGGGCCAGCAUCCACAGCACAGAGACAAAGCACGGACCAAGGAGAGGCAAAGCGAACGUGACCCAGAGGACCAGGUGGUUAUGAGGGAGGGCGGCAGCGACAGGCGGCCCAAAUCCAGCUACACGGAUCGGGACCCGGGCCCCCAGUCCUCCAAGGACAAGCGGCCACACUCGGGGCCAAACAUUCGUACCCCCAACCUGCCUGUCAGCGAUGGGGUGAUAAAGUCUGCACAGCAAACAGGCCGGCCCUUCAAUACGUACCCCUGCACGGACAACAAUGCUUGGAAAGUCCCCAGUAACCAGGUACACUCGCAGGAUCUAAAACCGGGUAGAACAAAGGAGGCCACCCCUCACAACGGCCCCUCCAAUCCCAGCAGCAGACCUGUGAACAGCGGGGGGAAGCCAGCUGUGCAGGGCCGGCCGCGAGGAGAGCCCCAGCAGCACCACCACGCCUCACAUCCAGCCCUGGGCCCUGACCUUCCCAGCGGCCAGCCCAUGCCCCCCGCGCCGCAGCAGCCUGCCCCCACCGCCCCCCCUGCACAGGGCCGCUCCCCGCAACGGGAGCCCCAGCGGGUGACGCACGAGCAGUUCCGCGCGGCACUGCAGAUGGUGGUGGACCCCGGAGACCCGCGCACCUACCUGGACCACUACAUUAAGAUUGGGGAAGGCUCCACCGGCAUCGUCUGCAUCGCUACUGUCAAAAGCACUGGGAAACUGGUCGCCGUCAAAAAGAUGGACCUGCGCAAACAGCAACGACGUGAGCUGCUCUUCAACGAGGUGGUGAUCAUGCGGGAUUAUCACCAUGAGAAUGUGGUGGAGAUGUACAACAGUUAUUUGGUCGGGGAUGAACUCUGGGUGGUCAUGGAAUUCCUCGAAGGUGGAGCGUUAACAGACAUUGUCACCCAUACAAGGAUGAACGAGGAGCAGAUAGCCACAGUGUGCCUGUCUGUGCUAAAAGCACUUGCUGUUCUUCACAGCCAGGGCGUCAUUCACAGAGAUAUCAAGAGUGACUCCAUCCUACUCACUCAAGACGGAAGGAUAAAGUUGUCAGACUUUGGCUUCUGUGCCCAGGUGUCAAAAGAGGUUCAGCAUCGCAAGUCUCUAGUCGGUACUCCAUACUGGAUGGCACCGGAACUAAUCUCCAGACUUCCCUAUGGACCUGAGGUGGACAUCUGGUCUCUGGGAGUGAUGGUAAUUGAGAUGGUGGAUGGAGAGCCCCCAUAUUUUAACGAGCCCCCUCUUAAAGCCAUGAAGAUGAUCCGUGACAACCUUCCACCCAAGCUGAAGAACCUCCAUAAGGUGUCACCACUGCUGAAGGGCUUCUUGGAUCGCAUGCUGGUGAGGGACCCCGGUCAGAGAGCUACAGCCAACGAGCUCCUCAAGCACCCCUUCCUAAGCAAAGCAGGUCCGCCUUCCUGCAUCGUUCCGCUCAUGCGGCAGAACCGCAUGAGAUGAGGAGCAAAGGCCCGCCAGCACCAGCGCCGGGUGGGACUGCACUCCUCUCCCACAAAAACACCCCCGGCCGGCUCAUUGGUCCAAAGCAGUGUCAUGAAAUACUACCGACUCGUCUUUGAAGGCAACAGAACAGAAGAGUAACUGAAUGAAUGAGUCGACCUUGACUGGACACUAAUGCGAACAGAAGCGACUGUUACAGGUUUUCAAAUUGAGCACAGUUUUUUUUUUUAUUAUUUUUUUUAAAUGUUUCCCUGCUUAAACCGCUUGGGGUUAACAUACUAGAUCAGCUGGGGAUUGCUUAGGGGCCAACUCUGUAGUGUUCUCCAGCAAACUUUUAAAUACUGCAAUGCGGAAAAUCAUCUCUAGUGAAAAAUGCUAUGAAGCUUUGGACUGGAACUGACAUUAAGAUAUGCAAGGUUGUUGAUCUCAUUUCUAGCCAUUCCUACUGAAGAAUUAUGAUUAUUCUUUUUUUCCCUAGAUUCCUUGCGUACACUAAACAAAAAAGAAAGUAACUACUCCUGUUUAUAACACCCGUUAUGAACACUAAGAAAGGUUAAACACUGGAGAUGUUUAUGAUUCAGAUUGUUUCUUUUCUAUUAUACAUUUUAACUUGUACAGAUGUCUAUUAAUGAGUGUGAAUGAGAUUAUUGAGUCACUGCUGAGGAAUAGAAGCUGCAUUCCUACCUGUAUGUUUGAAACAGCAACUUUUUUUUUUUUUUCUUAGUUCUGAUGAGCCCUAUUUUCUUUCUUUUACCCUAUUUCUUCAGUCAAUGACAGCUUUUAGAAGCAUGUUACUUUGGUAGGAGAUGGCUAUAUUAUUGAUUGAUAUCUAUUUUGAGACCACAUAGGUAAUUAUGCCGAAAAUGGUUGUAUGGGCAAAUAGUUGCUAAAUCGGAAUGGGAGAGUAAGAUACCGGACUACAUGAAGUAUAGCAGGUGAGCAGGCUAGUUUUAGUUUUCUAAGGGCUUUUAUACAUUGAGUUGUGCGAAUUUAGCCAGUAAGGGUCGGCUGCUGGUACAAGUAAACAGCCCUUGGUUAAAUGCUCCAGCACGUGUGAUUUUUAACAUGCACAUGUACGAACACUAACAUACCCAUUUUUUUAAUACUGUCUGAUGCCUGGUCUGCUUACACUAUGAAAAAAAAAAGAAAUAUGUGAUUUUGGCAAUCAGUUAAAGCUGAAGACAAAAUUCUUUAGUUCUGCACUAUUUAUGUGGCUAAUUCUGACAUGGAGCAAUCUAGUCAGGUCUCAUCAUUCUGAUAUACGGUUAUGUAUAAACAGAGCAAAAGUAUAUAGCAUAUCUGAAAACUGUAGUGCCUGGAAUCACUUUUUUGUUGGUUAAGCUCCACUCCAGUCUCAGUAUAUAGGAAAAAUUGUAUUGAAAGUUAGAAGUUCAGCUGACAAUAUAAUGCCACUUUGAUUUGUAAAUGAUAUUGAAAUGUCAAUACAUUUUACUACAAAUA